Messenger RNA from Diorhabda carinulata, 563 nucleotides. Its product is annotated as COX assembly mitochondrial protein homolog. Bases 104 to 469 code for a protein of 121 amino acids. The record is from RefSeq and is a predicted model, not a curated record. NCBI's taxonomy places the organism in Eukaryota, Metazoa, Arthropoda, Insecta, Coleoptera, Chrysomelidae. The transcript has a single exon. Gene Ontology annotation, cellular component: mitochondrion.
UACCUCUCUAGUAAUUAAUUUCAUAAUAUAAUCUUUAGUUUUUGUUCAAUUGUAAUGUAUUGUAUUGAUGUUCUUUUAAUAUAAUAUUAAUGGUAAAAGUAAAAUGAGCUCACAAAGUGCUUAUGACAAAUAUAAAGCUGGUCCCCAUGGCUUAGGAGAUCCAGAUGAUACAUAUUUAAGACGAGUAGAAAUAGAUGUAAUGAUUCCUAAAAAAAUGAGAGAAAUAGCUAGAGUUGAAAAGUGUUUUAAAGAAGUUGAGGAAUUUACAAAAUGUGGUAAAGAUGCCGGAUUAUUGAUGGUAUUCAACUGUAGAGCAGAAAAUGAUAGAUUAAAGAGUUGCCUCACUCAUUGGUAUCGUGAUGAAGACUUCAAAGAAAGAUGUAAAAAAGAGUAUCUUGAAGAAAGGUCUGAAUAUAGAAGAACUGGAAUUAGCCAAAAACAGAAGCAAAGAAUAGCAAAUUUCAUGUAAAUAUCAGUUUAUACCUUUUUAAAUACUUGUUUUGGUUGUAAAUAUCUCAAAUUAUUUACAUGUUAUAUAUAUAAAUAUAAAUCAUAAAUACAAA